Cicer arietinum (chickpea) is the source of this 2022-nucleotide messenger RNA. RefSeq names its product plastidic glucose transporter 4-like. The record is from RefSeq and is a predicted model, not a curated record. Gene Ontology annotation, molecular function: carbohydrate:proton symporter activity. Gene Ontology annotation, biological process: carbohydrate transport; transmembrane transport. Gene Ontology annotation, cellular component: membrane. NCBI's taxonomy places the organism in Eukaryota, Viridiplantae, Streptophyta, Magnoliopsida, Fabales, Fabaceae.
CAAAUUGAAAAUUGAAAAGGUUAAUUAACAUUAGCUAUUAAAAAUGGAAUUCAACACCAACUUGGACUUUGUCAUUAUUUGUUAGUUUACUCAGUAGCGAUCCUAUCGAAGCUUUUUCUUCAUUCCUUCAAAAAAAUCACAAAUUUCAUCACCCUUUUAAGAUAAUAUGCAAGCAUCAACUGUUUCUGUUAAAGGUAGCAUUUUUGGGGCUCAAAACCAAAGGGGCUUGUUGGGUUUUGGAGAAUUCAGAAAUGGGAGUGUUUUAAGACCCAAAAGAGUUUUCAUGAUAAAAAAUUCCAAUUUAUGUGGAUCAAGGAUCAGUUCUGUCAGUGCAAGAGUUGGUUUUGGUGGCAUUUUGGUUUCCUCUGCUAAGUCCAGAUCAGUCAGGGUUCAAUCUUCUGAUGGAGAUACCGAGCAUGUUAUCCCCCCCGUUCCUCUGGGAAAACCUUCUGGAACCGUUCUACCCUAUGUCGGUGUUGCUUGCCUUGGAGCCAUUUUAUUUGGAUACCAUCUUGGGGUGGUAAAUGGUGCUCUUGAAUACCUUGCUAAGGAUCUUGGAAUUGCUGAGAAUACAGUUCUACAAGGAUGGAUUGUCAGCGCACUACUUGCCGGUGCCACUGUCGGUUCAUUUACUGGUGGAACAUUGGCUGAUAAAUUCGGCAGAACUAGGACUUUUCAGUUAGAUGCAAUCCCUCUAGCAGUUGGAGCAUUUCUUUGUGCUACAGCGCAAAGUGUUCAGACAAUGAUCAUUGGUCGUUUACUUGCUGGUAUAGGAAUUGGCGUUACAUCUGCUAUAGUACCGCUAUACAUAUCGGAGAUUUCACCAACUGAAAUUCGUGGGGCACUCGGAUCCAUUAAUCAACUUUUUAUAUGUAUUGGGAUUCUUGUCGCUCUCGUGGUUGGGCUUCCUCUGUCUGGAAAUCCUCUAUGGUGGCGAACAAUGUUUGGCAUUGCAAUAGUUCCAUCAGUUCUAUUAGCUUUAGGAAUGGCAAUUUCUCCGGAAAGUCCCCGUUGGCUUUACCAGCAAGGAAAAAUCGCUCAAGCUGAAAAGGCUAUUAAAACACUAUAUGGAAAAGAAAGAGUUGCUGCAGUUAUGCAUGACUUAAGAACAGCGACUCAAGGUUCUUCUGAACCCGAAGCAGGGUGGCUUGAUCUGUUUAGUGGCCGAUAUUGGAAAGUUGUCAGUGUCGGGGCAGCGCUUUUCUUGUUCCAACAGUUGGCUGGAAUAAAUGCUGUGGUGUAUUAUUCGACUUCUGUGUUCCGUAGUGCCGGAAUUGCUUCUGAUGUUGCAGCAAGUGCCCUGGUUGGUGCAUCAAAUGUUUUUGGAACUGCUAUUGCUUCCUCAUUGAUGGACAAACAAGGAAGAAAAAGUCUCCUUAUCACAAGCUUUAGUGGGAUGGCUGCUUCUAUGUUGCUUCUUUCGCUGUCCUUUACUUGGAAGGUCCUCAUACCAUACUCCGGCACCCUGGCUGUACUCGGGACUGUUCUCUAUGUCCUAUCCUUCUCUCUUGGUGCUGGUCCUGUGCCUGCCCUUCUUCUACCGGAGAUAUUCGCAUCCAGAAUUAGAGCAAAAGCAGUUUCUUUGGCAUUAGGCACACAUUGGAUAUCCAACUUCGUCAUCGGCCUUUAUUUCUUGAGUGUUGUAAACAAGUUCGGUAUCAGCUCCGUGUACUUAGGAUUCUCAGCCGUGUGUGUUCUUGCUGUUUUGUACAUAGUUGGUAACGUCGUGGAAACAAAGGGUCGGUCGUUGGAGGAAAUAGAACUCGCUCUUAGUUCAUCAACUUGAGAAACUUCAAGAAGUGGAUGUGUUCAUAAUUCCAAUGCUUUUCAUGUUUUAUGUUUCUACUCUUGCUACUUGUUUACACUACAAGUUACAAUUUGUCUUGCAAGAGUUGUAAUCGCGCUAAGGCCAACUUAGUUUGUUGUAACUAAAUUUCGUUUGGUGUGCAAAUAUGGUAAUAAUAAUGUUUGAGCUUUGGUUAAGUAUGUAUGUUUAAUACCAUCUUUUACAGUUUUUUUUUU